Tilletiaria anomala UBC 951 is the source of this 1281-nucleotide messenger RNA. RefSeq lists its product as uncharacterized. The record is from RefSeq and is a predicted model, not a curated record. NCBI's taxonomy places the organism in Eukaryota, Fungi, Basidiomycota, Exobasidiomycetes, Georgefischeriales, Tilletiariaceae. The coding region runs from base 1 to 1281 and encodes 426 amino acids. The transcript has 3 exons.
AUGGCCUCUGCGUCAGCGUCAGGCUCGGGCUCAGGCUCCCGGACAGGCACAGGAGGAGGAGCAGGACUAUCAGCGAAUCUCGGGCCCAUUGUAGCAAGUCGCGUGCCGCCCAAGGGGUGGGAGCGCAAAGUCGGCUUUGACACGAUGCCCGAUGCGAUGGAGACGGAAAGCCAGAGCUUCAGCUUCACGCUACAGGCCAGAAGCAAAGGCUAUGUGCGGACGAAGAACACGCGGACGUUCAUGUGCGCCGUGGAUAAUAAUACUUAUUCGGAACGCGCACUGGAAUGGCUCAUGGAGUCACUAGUCGAAGACGGCGACGAAGUGGUCGCACUGCGAGUGCUGGAAGGCGAGGCUGAUACGAUCGACCAGGAUGAGGCGCGUGAAGAUGCGAAUGAGCUCAUGGCGCAGGUCGUCGAUCUGAACGAGGAGAUUCUCGGGCGGAGGAUCUCCAUCGUGAUCGAGUUCAUCGCAGGGCGGCCGACAUCGACGAUCAUGCGACUAAUCCACAUGUAUCGCCCCGAUUCACUGACAAUCGGCACGCGCGGAAAGUCAGCCAAUGCGUUGCAAAAGAUGCUCAGUGGUGGCUCCCUUUCGAUAGGACACGUCUCGCGGGACCUACUCUCGCGCUCGCCCGUACCAGUCGUCGUGGUGCGCCCGGAAGCAAAGGUGCAGAAGCAUCUCAAGAAGCGUCUGAAUGACCCUGCACGCCGGGGCUACCAUGACCUGAUCAAAGGUAGCGGGUUUGACCUGCAGGCCCUGCCGAUGAGCGUCAGCAAGUCCAAACGUGAGAGUCUGCAUUUGCACCAUCAUGGCAGCUCGAGGCGCAGUGUCAAUACCAGCAGCAGUACUUUUGGCAGCAGCGCAGAGAAGAGUAAAGGGCGGCAUCAUAGGAAGACUACCUCGAGUUCGUCUUUAUCGAAUGUCGCGGGUACAGCGAAAGGCAUCACAGGCGAUGUCGGGCUCUCCAGCGCGCGAUCGAGCAUCGACGCGGACCACCUAUCAUCCCAGUUCGCAAAGCCCGACGCGUCAACUUCUGAUGCAAUAAACGCGGACGCAAGCGCAAACGCUGGCGGAAGUGCAGAUGCCCUCGCACCCGUCCCGUCACGCUCGUCACAGCAUUCGAGCGAUAGCCAUUGGCUCCGCGUGGAUGAAGAGGGCAAUUGUUACACAUCAGAUGGCUCGGCUGGUACAAGUGCGGCCGGCAAGGAGGUGGAAACCGCGCUGCGUGUCGCUGGCGCCGGUACGCGCGCUCGGGCUGGUGAUAGCGCUGGCGUGCAUUGA